Messenger RNA from Stegastes partitus (bicolor damselfish), 486 nucleotides. Its product is annotated as lamin-A-like. Lineage: Eukaryota; Metazoa; Chordata; Actinopteri; Pomacentridae. Gene Ontology annotation, cellular component: nuclear lamina; nuclear envelope. Gene Ontology annotation, biological process: heterochromatin formation; nuclear pore localization; nuclear migration. The annotation marks the transcript as partial. The transcript has 3 exons. Gene Ontology annotation, molecular function: structural constituent of cytoskeleton. The record is from RefSeq and is a predicted model, not a curated record.
GGAGCAGAAGAAGGACGGUGAUCUGGAGAAUGCAUUGGCUCAUGGGAGAUACCUUGAGGCUGCUCUGAAUUCCAAGGCUGCUGCACACACCAAGCUGCUGUCUGAGACGAAGAGGCUGAACAAUAAAAUCACUGACCUGCAGAGCCAACUAGAAAAGAAAAUAGGCCACUGUCAGGAGCUGGAGCGAACUCUGGACAGGGAGCGGGAGGGUUGGCAGCAGAAAUGCAGUCAGAAGGAGCAGGAGCAGCAGAAAAUGAGAAGUCAGCUGCAAGAAUAUCAGGACCUGCUCGGUGACCAGUUAGCUCUUGAUGUGGAGAUCAAUACUUACAGGAAGAUGCUGGAGGUGGAGGAACAGCGGUUGAUGCUGUGCCCCAGCCCCUCCCAGCACAAUGGCCUACCUCAGAGCAGAUGAACACAGCAGAAGAGAAAAAAACAGAAAUGUGAGGUAGCCCCUGGCUGGCUGUCUGUCAUGCAUGAAUUAUUAAA